Messenger RNA from Spirodela intermedia, 1464 nucleotides. Lineage: Eukaryota; Viridiplantae; Streptophyta; Magnoliopsida; Alismatales; Araceae. The record is from the annotation of a GenBank genome assembly.
AUGAGUUGUCAAAUAUUGAGUCUUAUUUAUACAAAGUGGGUUGACUCACUUAGUCCCUAUUAAUAUCGAGCAUCAUUAUAUAUGGUUGAUUCAACUCACUUCCUAACUCACCAAGGGUGCUGAGGCUUUCUUAUUGAUGGUGAGUGACGUGACUCAGUCGUUGUAUAUUAAAUCACGCAAAUAUAAAAUUUAUAAAACUAGAAAAUAUGAAUUUUUGGAUAUUUAGAAGUAUUUCUGAACAAAUAUAUGAAUUAUAAUUCAAUAAAACUUUCAAAAAUAGCGGUAAUUUUCCAAGUCGAUCACAGGGAUGUAAUAUAAUAUCUGGUAAUUAUUCAGAAUUUUCCUCAGAGAAUACUAUUUUAUAUGAAUUUUAUACUAAGAAAUGAAAAGGAAAUAUAUUUAAAAGGGAAAUAAGGGUGUGGACGUCAAGAUGACGUCAGCGCCCGGCGAACGCGAAUCGGGCAGAAACAGAGUUCCGCCUAACGAUUCUUUCAUAAGUGAUUACAGAUGAUUUAAUUAAUCAAAUUAAGAUCUGUAAAAGCUGGAAGAAUCGUAAUUAAAUAAAGUAUAUUUUGGUAAAUUAAAACACAAAAAUUAAUCACUAAAUGAAGCGUAAAGUAAGUUUGAAAGCAAGAAAACAGAGUUCCGACGUCGCGACAACGAUGCGUUGGCGAUGCACUAGAAUCUUGAGCGUUCAGGAGGAUCGUCGUGCAGUGUCCACGGCCUCGAAGGCUCUCUUUGGACAAAGACGACGUGGGCAAUCUCUAGAUCUUCUCGCAAAGUCUAGAAAUUAAUGAAAUGGGUCGUCGAGUCGUCUCCGGCAGCUGUCACCCAGCGGAGCGGAAAAACGGCGACUUUGCGGCUCUCCGGCGGCUGUCACCCGACGGAGAGGAGCUGGAUGGAGGUGGGGCGCGUGUCAGGGAGCUUCAUGCUCAAGUCUGCGCAACAAGAGGAGUCUCUUCAUCGUAUCUGGUAUGCUCUCAGGAGGUGGCGACUCGUCUCUCGGCGGAUCGUCCUCUUCCUGACAACGGCUUGUUCGUCGAUCAAUUGGAGAUGAUUUACUCGAUGGAUUCGCGAUCCUUUUAUCGCGAAUCGUUCAGCAAUUUUAGUAGCAAUGCUCCGCGAAUCGCGUUGACGAGAUUUUCACCGAUGAUCCAGCGAUUCUCGUUGCUUAAUCCUUCACCGGCGAUCUGUAGGAAAGUCACGAUAAUCAGAUAAAAAUAUAUGACUUUUGACUCUAGAAGGACUCGAACCCGCGCCGGUCGCCCGCCUCUUCUGAGGAAGGUGUGACGCGGGUUUAGUCCCACAUCGGUUGUGUGCCAAUUUUUUGGGCGAAUAUAUAGUAAUGUUAGCUUUCUAAGCAAAAUUCCUUCUCUCACGUGUACGACCACUCCUUGCCCCACAGCCGGCUGGCCACCGGUGACGUGGAAGGGGGGUGACGCACACGUGCCCCUAUCGGUCUAA